Molecule: messenger RNA, 4662 nt
Organism: Diospyros lotus (date-plum)
Lineage: Eukaryota; Viridiplantae; Streptophyta; Magnoliopsida; Ericales; Ebenaceae
Product: ABC transporter B family member 11-like
Exons: 13
Coding region: 357-4247 (1296 amino acids)
Biological process (GO): transmembrane transport
Cellular component (GO): membrane
Molecular function (GO): ATP hydrolysis activity; ABC-type transporter activity; ATP binding
Source: RefSeq, a predicted model, not a curated record
UGCGUUUCUGUUUUUCCACCUUCUACUCCAUUCCACCUACUACUUUUCCUUUCUCUUUUCCUUUUUGGAAUCACGAGAGCGCUACAUUCGCUGGCCUGCGUCUAUGAUGUGAGAGAGAAGCGCUUGGAUCCUCUGCUUGUCAUCAUCCAUCCAUCCAUCCUUGUUCUUAAAUGACAUCAUGAGAUGAUUAAUUCCGAUCAUCCUGCUGCCAUUAUUGGCCUGGCGACAAUCUUCAGUUCUGCCUGCUGAGUACUCUGAAUCUCUUCUUCAUCUGCGGCUCGUAGUUUGCUAUUCUGGGAGGAAUUAAAAUUCUGAGUUAGUGCGGGGGAGGAUAACAUAUACUUGAAGGUGAUAAAAUGGCCGACGAGAAUGGCUUGGUCGGUGAUAAAGAUAUGCACAAGGCCGCCAAAUCAAAAAGCUCUGCACUGGAAACAGAAGCUGGGACAAGCUCUGGUACAAAUGCGGAUCGGCAUGACUCGAAGAAGACUAAGGAACAUCAGAGCACCAAAACGGUUCCAUUUUACAAACUGUUCGCUUUUGCAGACUCCAUAGAUGUUACCCUGAUGAUCGUUGGUACGAUAGGUGCUGUUGGCAAUGGCUUGUGUAUGCCGCUUAUGACAAUUCUCUUUGGGGAAUUGGUUGAUUCUUUUGGACAAAACCAAAAUAACAACCAUGUGGUUGACGCAGUUUCCAAGGUAUCAUUGAAAUUUGUCUAUUUGGCCAUGGGAUCUGGUGCAGCAGCGUUCCUCCAGGUGGCUUGCUGGAUGGUAACAGGAGAGCGACAAGCUGCAAGAAUAAGGAGCCUUUACUUGAAAACUAUAAUCAGACAAGAUAUUGCUUUCUUUGACAAAGAAACUAAUACAGGAGAAGUUAUAGGUCGAAUGUCAGGUGACACUGUUCUCAUCCAAGAUGCCAUGGGGGAGAAGGUUGGGAAGUUUAUACAGCUGACCUCCACAUUUUUGGGAGGCUUUGUGAUUGCAUUUAUCAAGGGGUGGCUUCUCACUCUUGUCCUGUUGACCUCUAUUCCUCUACUAGUAAUAGCUGGUGGUGCCACGGCCAUGGCCAUAUCCAAAAUGGCAUCCCAAGGACAAAAUGCUUACGCUAAAGCGGCAAUCAUAGUUGAACAAACUAUUGGGUCCAUCAGAACUGUUGCGUCCUUUACCGGGGAGAAACAAGCGGUAAUUAAUUACAAUAAAUCUCUUGUAGAUGCUUACAACUCAGGUAUUCAAGAAGGCUUAGCUGCAGGAUUGGGUUUUGGAGCAGUUAUGUUUGUCGUGUUCAGCACCUAUUCUUUGGCAAUAUGGUUUGGUGCAAAGAUGAUAUUGGAAAAGCAUUAUACUGGUGGUGAAGUGCUCAAUGUAAUUGUUGCUGUGUUGACUGGUUCCAUGUCCCUUGGGCAGGCAUCUCCCAGCAUGAGUGCAUUCGCCGCAGGUCAAGCUGCAGCAUAUAAGAUGUUUGAAACCAUAAAUAGGAAGCCAGAGAUAGAUGCAUAUGACACCCGUGGAAAGAAGCUGGAUGACAUUCGUGGUGACAUAGGAUUAAGGGAUGUUUAUUUUAGUUAUCCAGCCAGACCAGAUGAGCAAAUAUUCUCCGGAUUUUCACUUUCCAUUGUGAGUGGCGUAACAGCAGCUUUGGUUGGACAGAGUGGAAGUGGAAAGUCAACAGUAAUCAGUCUGAUAGAGAGAUUUUAUGAUCCACAAGCUGGUGAAGUUCUUAUAGAUGGUAUUAAUCUCAAGGAGUUCCAGCUGAAGUGGAUCAGGGAAAAAAUUGGUCUUGUAAGCCAAGAGCCUGUGUUGUUCGCAUGCAGCAUCAAGGAUAACAUAGCCUACGGGAAAGAUGGUGCAACCAUUGAAGAGAUUAGAGCAGCAGCUGAGCUAGCAAAUGCUGCUAAAUUCAUUGACAAACUGCCGCAGGGGUUGGACACCAUGGUGGGUGAGCAUGGGACUCAGUUGUCUGGUGGACAGAAGCAGAGAGUUGCCAUAGCCAGAGCAAUUCUAAAAGACCCACGAAUUUUACUCCUAGAUGAAGCCACAAGUGCACUAGAUGCAGAAUCUGAGAGGAUCGUUCAAGAGGCUUUAGAUAGGAUAAUGAACAACAGAACAACCGUAAUUGUGGCCCAUCGGUUGAGCACAGUAAGGAAUGCCGACAUGAUCGCAGUGAUUCACAGAGGGAAGUUAGUUGAAAAAGGUUCGCACUCUGAACUACUUGAGAAUCCAGAAGGAGCAUACUCUCAGCUUAUACGGUUGCAAGAGGUGAACAAAGAUUCUGAACAAGCUGCAACAAACCAAGAGAAAUCAGACUCCAUAACAGAACAAAGUAGACAAUCAAGCCAAAGAAUGUCAUUCCUCCGUUCCAUAAGCCGCGGAUCCUCUGGGGCAGGAAAUAGCAGCCGCCACCUUUCAGUUUCAUUUGGUCUACCUACGGGACUUAAUGUUCCUGAAACUGCAGUGACAGAAACUGAAAACUCUUACCUACAAUCAUCAGAAAAGCCACCAGAAGUCCCGCUAAGACGACUUGCCUAUCUCAAUAAGCCAGAGGUACCUGUGCUGAUAGCGGGAUCUGUAGCAGCUAUUGUUAAUGGCUCAAUAAUGCCAAUUUUUGGUCUAUUGAUUUCUACUGUGAUUAAAACAUUUUAUGAGCCUCCCCAUGAACUAAGAAAAGAUUCAAAGUUUUGGGCACUCAUGUUUCUCAUCCUUGGACUGGCAUCAUUAUUGGCAUUUCCAACACGGACAUACUUCUUCUCCGUGGCUGGUUGUAAGUUGAUUGGAAGGAUCAGAUCAAUGUGUUUUGAAAAGGUCGUUCACAUGGAGGUUGGUUGGUUUGAUGAACCUCAGCACUCGAGUGGAGCAAUUGGAGCGAGACUUUCUGCUGAUGCAGCUACUGUGCGAGCUCUAGUUGGGGAUGCACUUGCUCAGCUUGUUCAAGACUCUGCAUCAGUAGUUGCAGGAUUGAUCAUUGCCUUUACAGCAAGUUGGCAACUGGCACUGAUUGUCCUUGCCUUGAUACCUCUGAUAGGGUUGAAUGGUUUUGUUCAAGUGAAGUUCAUGAAAGGUUUCAGUGCAGAUGCAAAGAUGAUGUAUGAGGAAGCAAGUCAAGUAGCCAAUGAUGCUGUUGGAAGUAUAAGAACAGUUGCUUCUUUCUGUGCCGAAGAAAAAGUCAUGGAACUGUACAGGAAGAAAUGUGAAGGACCCAUGAAGACAGGGAUAAGACAAGGAUUGAUUAGUGGCAUAGGUUUUGGGACAUCUUUUGCUUUGCUAUUUUGUGUCUAUGCUACCAGCUUCUAUGCCGGAGCACGGCUAGUUGAGGAUGGUAAAACAACAUUCGCAGAUGUUUUCCGAGUUUUCUUUGCUCUCACCAUGGCAGCUAUUGGAAUUUCUCAAUCAAGCUCCUUAGCUCCUGAUUCUUCUAAAGCCAAGGCGGCUUCUGCUUCCAUAUUUGCCAUUCUUGACAGGAAGUCGGAGAUAGACCCAAGUGAUGAGUCCGGGAUGACUUUAGAAAGCGUAACGGGUGAAAUUGAGCUUCGACAUAUAAGCUUCAAGUACCCAACUAGGCCAGAUAUUCAAAUUUUCCGUGAUCUCAGUUUGACCAUUCAUAGUGGCAAGACAGUAGCACUGGUUGGAGAAAGUGGAAGCGGGAAGUCAACAGUUAUAGCUCUAUUGCAAAGAUUUUACGAUCCUGAUUCAGGUCAUAUUACACUCGAUGGAAUUGAGAUUCAGAGGUUGCAAUUGAAAUGGCUGAGGCAGCAGAUGGGUCUGGUCAGCCAAGAGCCGGUCUUGUUUAAUGACACAAUCCGUGCUAACAUUGCAUAUGGAAAGGAUGGUAAUGCAACAGAGGCAGAAAUCUUAGCUGCAUCAGAGCUGGCAAAUGCCCACAAGUUUAUCAGCGGUUUACAACAGGGGUACGAUACAGUGGUAGGCGAGCGAGGAGUGCAACUGUCUGGUGGACAGAAGCAAAGAGUAGCGAUUGCUCGUGCCAUGGUAAAGAGUCCGAAGAUACUGCUCCUGGACGAGGCCACAAGCGCGCUGGAUGCCGAGUCGGAGAGAGUGGUUCAAGAUGCAUUAGACCGGGCGAUGGUGAACAGGACAACGGUGGUGGUGGCACAUAGGCUGUCCACAAUCAAGAAUGCGGAUGUGAUUGCGGUGGUCCAAAAUGGUGUCAUAGUAGAGAAGGGAAGGCAUGACACUCUGAUUAAAGUUAAAGAUGGUUUCUACGCCUCAUUAGUGGCGCUUCACAUGAGCGCUUCAUAAUUGAGGGACAGAAGAAAGCGUCUUCCUUUCCUUUCCUUUCCACACACGGGCUUCUUCUCUUAGCUCUGCAAAAUCUUUCCACUUCUUUAUUAAAUUAAAGGUAGCAAGCUGCAAGUUCCCCCCCUUUUUUUGGAGCCCACUAGUGGGGAUUCUUGGGUCGACUCGCACCAUAUACAGUGGAAUCGAUAUUUAAAGUAUCAUUACUUACCUUUUUAAUACCUUUAAAAAGGUUUGUAAUGUCUUUUUGUUGUUGUAAGACCUUGCUAAAAGUAGUUCAGUUUGCAGAAUUUUUGUAUCUUUUGUUCAUAUGUUAUAUUAUUGGCAUUAGAAAUGUGUAGAGAUUCAGGUAAAUGCAAUUGACUUUGGCUGGGAAGAUUAGCCACCCAAUAAAAUUAAUACUUGGUACAUUCCAUUA